UUUUCUUGGGCUUUUAGCCCUGUUAUUCACAUAAAAAAGAUGGCAGGAAAGAUGCAUGAACAGUGGAACCGGUUGCGAAUAGGCAAUAGCCACUGGAAGUUCAAACAAAUGAGGGACCAUGGAAUUUGAAUAUUUGAUGGAGCACGAUUCUUUCUUGUUUACCUGUAUGGAUCAAUGAGGAGAGGUCGUUGAGUGGUGCGGUUGUUUGACACGUGGCAGAUGUCUUACAAUAGUAGAUGAAAGCUGCAUCCAAAAGUCCAAUCGAAUCGAACCAGUGAGCUGAGUUUCAGGAAGAAAUGAUGGCGGCGGCAAGUUCCUCAUGCGUUUUCUGUGAGAUAGCCACCAGAUCCACCGCCACCACUCUUCUUCACUCUGACGAUAAGGUUGUUGCUUUCCAAGACAUUAGGCCUUCUGCUUUCAGGCAUUACUUGGUAAUCCCUGUGCAGCACAUUCCUACUGUGAAUGAUCUCCAAAGGAAAACUGAAGACUAUGCUUUGGUGACUCACAUGUUAGAGGUUGGGAGAAUGCUAUUACUUAGAGAUGCACCUCACUCUAACCACCACAGAUUUGGCUUUCAUCAGCCUCCCCUGAAUUCUGUUAACCACUUACACCUCCAUUGUUUGGCGCUUCCCUAUACACCCAGCAGAUGGAGAUUCCUAAAAUACAUGCCUUUAGGACCAAUUGGCUUCAUAGAAGCAGAGAGAUUUCUGGAAAAGAUAAAGCCAUAGCCCAUUCCCUCAAAAAAUAUAAAUGAACGUGGAGUACUUGAUUGUUCUUUUGCUAUAUUUUGCUUUUCCCUCUUCGAAAACAUGCUAGAUAUAGGAUCAAAUUCAAAAUUACAUCUGUUCAAUUUUUUUAUCAUUAAAGUGUGUAGUAACAAUUAUACUCCACUUUGACCUGUAGAUCACAGUAGAUGAUAUAUAAAUAUGAAUAAGAAAAGGAUUACACUUGCCUAAACCCUAAAACCCUAGAUCUGAGAUGCUCUUUGUUGUUAAUAUGCUAGCUUUGGCUACUUUUUUCGGCUUUCAGAAGGGAGCAUACAAUGCUUUGAUAAAGAAUACGCGUUUUAGUGGUUUGCUUACCAGCAAUUCUUUAAUAAACCUUUCCAAAUAAAAGGACUUACUACUUUGUGGAUUUUGUCUUAAACAAAAUCACUUAGCCAGUCCUCAUUUAAUGGAAUUGGAGAACUUUGGGAUGUCCAUUACAGUUAGGCAUUAUUUUAUACGGUAUAGGUAAGUAGGUAAUACUUAUAGCAUAUUCACAGCAUAUUUUGUCUGCUGGGAAAAAGCAUUUGGACCCAAAGAUCAUCUUGUAAAUAAAAUGGAUUAAUUGAGAAAUAUUUUUUUACAUGUAUAUAAAUAAAUUUUUUAGUGACAUUCUUGUUGAUGUUGAUUUUUUUUUUUAAAUGUGGUACAAAUAUAAUCAAUUUGAUAGAUAGUGAUAACCUGAUGGUUGAAUUAAUGAAAAUUAUAUUCUAGUGUAAAUGUGUGAAGUUUUGUAUUAGUCUCAAUAAAUAUUUGCUUGUGCGGGUUUGCCACUUUUAAUUAUUUUAUUAAAAUUUUAUAAGUCUUUUAUAAGUGUAAACUAUUUUUAUCUUCCAAAUUAUUUCUUUGAUUGGUCUACUUAAUUUUAAUACAAUGUUAAAUCUCAUCCUAUAAUACUAUCGAGACACUCUGCACAUAUUCAAUUGGUCUAAUCUCACUUCAAGUGAUUGUCUAUUUCUAAGUGUAAGAGAGUAUUAGAGAUUAACAGUUUUUAUAUGUACCAAGACAACUCUUGUUUCUUGAGUUAAUUUUGAGUUGUGUGAGGUCCAGUGAAUUUAACAUUGUUUCAGGCUCUCAUUUUCACAUUAUAACAACAGCUCUCUGUAUCAACA
Molecule: messenger RNA, 1876 nt
Organism: Arachis ipaensis
Lineage: Eukaryota; Viridiplantae; Streptophyta; Magnoliopsida; Fabales; Fabaceae
Source: RefSeq, a predicted model, not a curated record